This is a messenger RNA of Dromiciops gliroides (monito del monte), 917 nucleotides long. It is a transcript of the gene DDIT3, whose product is annotated as DNA damage inducible transcript 3. The record is from RefSeq and is a predicted model, not a curated record. Gene Ontology annotation, molecular function: protein heterodimerization activity; DNA-binding transcription activator activity, RNA polymerase II-specific; transcription factor binding. Gene Ontology annotation, cellular component: cytoplasm; CHOP-ATF3 complex; CHOP-C/EBP complex. The coding region runs from base 277 to 789 and encodes 170 amino acids. Gene Ontology annotation, biological process: positive regulation of intrinsic apoptotic signaling pathway; intrinsic apoptotic signaling pathway in response to endoplasmic reticulum stress; ER overload response. The transcript is spliced from 4 exons. NCBI's taxonomy places the organism in Eukaryota, Metazoa, Chordata, Mammalia, Microbiotheria, Microbiotheriidae.
GGGGCCGAAGCUGGCGUGCCCCCCACCUAUUGGGUGAUGUCUCGACACCCCGCCCCUCCCCUGGGAGGAGGGCAGGGCCGCUUUAAAAGGCCUGGACCCAAGGCCUAGCCGAGGUCAGACGCUUGAGUACCGGACAAAGGAUAGAUGAUGAUGAAGAUGACCCGGUGGCAGCCGCAAAGCCAGAACCAGAGCCGGGACCCGAGGAGAGAGUGUUCCAGAAGAAAGUCUAUCUUCAUACAUCACCAUACCUGAGAACAGAGUCUGACCUAACCAGAGAUGGCAGCUGAACCACUGCCCUUCUCCUUUGGGACACUCUCUAGCUGGGAGCUAGAGGCCUGGUAUGAGGACUUGCAAGAGGUGCUGUCCUCCGAAGAGAACGGAGGAGCGUAUGCCCGACCCCCUGAAGCAGAACAGGAAGAACUGAAAACCUUUACUACUCUUGACCCAGCCUCCCUGGUCUGGCUAGCUGAGGAGCCUGGGCCCGUGGAAAUCACAAGCAAUGGCCAGAGCCCUUGCUCUCCUGAGUCCAGCCAGAGUUCACUGGCCCAAGAAGAGGAGGAGGGGCAAGGGGAGCAAGGAAGAAACAGGAAACGGAGACACAGUGAGCAGUCCCCAGCUCGAGGGCGGAAGCGAAGUGUGAAAGAAAAGGAACAGGAGAAUGAACGAAAGGUGGCCCAUCUGGCUGCAGAAAACGAGCGACUGAAGCGAGAGAUCGAACGACUGACCCAGGAGGUAGAUGUGACGCGCCAGGCCCUGAUUGAGCGCAUGGUCAGCUUGCCCCGGUCCUGAGCAGCUGGGACUCGGAGGCCUUUCUCUCUGCUCUCCCCAGUGCCAACCAGCAGCCACACACCAUGUAUAUAGAUGUUAUAUUUAUUAUGUCUGACCCACUGCAUUAAAGUGAUUUGUACUCAAGCACA